Puntigrus tetrazona (Sumatra barb) is the source of this 3557-nucleotide messenger RNA. It is a transcript of the gene arid3a, whose product is annotated as AT rich interactive domain 3A (BRIGHT-like). Gene Ontology annotation, cellular component: nucleus. Gene Ontology annotation, biological process: regulation of transcription by RNA polymerase II. NCBI's taxonomy places the organism in Eukaryota, Metazoa, Chordata, Actinopteri, Cypriniformes, Cyprinidae. Bases 480 to 2057 code for a protein of 525 amino acids. The record is from RefSeq and is a predicted model, not a curated record. Gene Ontology annotation, molecular function: DNA binding. The transcript is spliced from 9 exons.
GGAAUUUGCAUCUGAUUGCUGUUUGUCAACCAAUGGCUUGAGUCGCCGAUCGCGGCACCGCCUCAGAUGAGACGCGCACACGAUGUUGCUGCCGAAUUAACCUCUAUAUCGAAAUCAAACGAGGAAGAGCGACGCGCUUCAGACCGAGCACGAGCCGCACUGUUUCUAUAGGCGCUCGCGCGUACUGACCGAGAGCGAGCGCGUCGCGAGCGGCUUGGUUUUUUUUUUUUUUACGGGGAAACCAGGAAUGUUCCUUCCGCUUCCCAAGAAAAAAACUAAACGGAAGUUAAACUGAUAGGCCCCUGUGCGUGGGGGUCAUCUUCCCCUUAACUGUCUGCUGGUGUCCAUCGAGUACAAGACCAUCCCUUCCGGUUUCCUGAAGCCCUGCCUUCUGGAUCAAGCUCACAGAAAAGCGGUCCGUUUCGACUGUGCGGGGAAGUAAAAGGGCCGAAAUCCCAGCGUGACGCGUUUCCCAGGCAAUGAAGCUGCAGGCGGUGAUGGAGAACCUGCACAGACAGCAGAGAGCCAAACUGCUGAUGGAGCAGGCGGGGCAGUCGCACAGCCCCGCCCCGAUAGGGGAGGAGCUAAAGGCAAUCUCCACCUCUGACACGGAGCAGGCGCAGAUAGCGGCGCUGGCAGCAAUGCGUGCGGUGGCCGCUGGACUUCAGAGGGCCGACAGCCCCAUGUCUGAGCGCAGCAGCGCAGGGGACGACGAUGAUGACGAGGAGGAGGAAGACGAAGGGGAGGAGCAAUACAAAGAUAUGAUGGGGUCUGAGGAGGAAGAGCAGAUAAAACAGAAAUGGGAUGAAGAUGACUUCGAGGGUGAGAUGGAGGAAGACUAUGACGACGAUCUAGGAGACGAAGGGCUGCCGUCGGGCCGUGAGGUCAUCACCCCGGGCAGAGGCAUCCUCCUCUUACCCCACCGUCACCUACACCCUCACUCCCAGCUGCUAAAGCCUCGGGCCGGUUCUGAGAGCGAACCACGGCCGCUCACUCACUCCGCUCAUUCAUCCCACGGGCCACUCCACGGACAGGACCACGCUGACUGGACCUAUGAGGAGCAGUUCAGACAGCUCUAUGAACUAGACAGCGACCCGAAGAGGAAGGAGUUCCUGGACGAUCUGUUCAGCUUUAUGCAGAAGAGAGGGACGCCAGUGAACAGGAUUCCCAUCAUGGCCAAGCAGGUGCUGGACCUCUACAUGCUGUACCAGCUGGUGACAGAGAAGGGGGGGCUGGUGGAGGUCAUAAAUAAAAAGUUGUGGAGGGAGAUCACGAAGGGCCUGAACUUGCCGACCUCCAUCACCAGCGCUGCCUUCACUCUCAGAACACAGUAUAUGAAGUAUCUGUAUCCUUACGAAUGUGACAAGAGGGGUCUCAGCAACCCCAACGAGCUGCAGGCGGCCAUCGACAGUAACCGGAGAGAGGGACGCAGGCAGAGCUUCGGCAGCUCGCUCUUCACCUACUCGCCCAACGGGACGCCCACCAUGCUCUCCUCUCCCAAACUGUCCAUGCCACCCAUGGGCAUCGCCCUGCCCAGCAACGGAGCCUCCAUCUCAUCCUUACAGAAAAUCAAGAAAGAGGACGACGGAGCUCAGGCCCGUCUGCCCGUGUCUCUGGCCAGUCACUCGGUGGCUGCGGCCCAGGCUGCGGCUGCGCAGGCGGCCACCAUCGCACAAGUGGCUGCGCUGGAGCAGCUGCGGGACAAGCUGGAGUCCGGCGAGCCUCCGGAGAAGAAGAUGGCACUACCGCUGGAGGACCACCAGCGGCUCCUGCAGAGAGCCCUUCAGCACAACCUGCUGGCCAUGACGGCGCAGAUCCCCAUGAACAUCCGCAUCAACAACCAAGAAAGCAGGCAGGACUCGGCCAUGAACCUGACCACCAACGGCCUGAACAGCAUCAGCAUGUCGUUGGAGCUCAAUGGCGUCGUCUACACCGGCGUUCUCUUCGCCCAGGCCGCGGCGCAGACCUCAUCUAACAGAUCUUCUGCAGGCAACAGCGGGCCUCAAUCGGUUCACCACACACCUACCUCAUCCUCCUCCAACAACCAAUCGCCUUAGCACCUCAGACUCUUCCUCAGUGCAAAACCAAAGCCAAAAAACCUCAGUUACUACAGAAGAUAUGCCAAAACAAAAAAAAAAAAAAAAAGUGCAGGAAUAACUGAAACGUUCUCAACUUGAAGUACACUAGCUCAGGUCUUUUAUUUACACUCUCCUUUGCUCAGGAGUCAAAGAAAAUCUAAAAUAACAACAGAGUUUAUUAUAAAGAUAAUGAAAUAAUGUAUAUGCAAAACCUGUGAAUAAUUUAUUUCUCUUUCUGUGAGCACACUGUCUGGCGUUAAACGAGGCAGUAGGAUUCUGCUUUUUAGGGUUUUAUAGUCUUGACUGACAAAAGCUUUUUCGUCUAUAGGCAAAACCAUAACAAUAGUAUUAUUGUUAUAACGUGUGAUGCAAACAGCUUAAGGGUCUGAACUAAUAAUAUAUUGUAGAUUUUAUUUUCUCUGUGUAUGUAUCUGCAGUGCCUUGUGAAGGUUUCUCCUUAGCACAGUUUCAAAGCGCUGUUGACGGGCCAAAGUCUUCAGCGGGAACUCCAUACAAAGUGCGUUAUUGUCUGAAGUUUUGCUGUUUCUUUAAAAAAAUCAGUCGUUUCGUUUCCUGACUCGGAGCCUAAUAUCAGUCAGUGAAGAUUCAAGGUAGUUCGGCCAAAAAUAAAAGCACCCUCAAGCUGCUGAACAGAAGAACAGAUUAAGAUAUUAACGCAGGCGAGUAAAGGACAGAAUGUCGGUUUUUCGGGUGAGCCGUCUCUUUAAGAAGCGUUUGCGUCUUAGCAACUGCUUCACAACAUUGGCGCAAACUUAUUCAGGCCGACGGUUGCUCUAAAGUGCAAGUGGAACGAGUUCAGCAGCAUCGUUUUUGGGCUGAAGAAUAAUUACAGUUCGACUCCCAAGUGUGAUGGGUUCAUUUUAAGAUCCCAACAAUGAAAUAAUUCGUUCGGAUGCUACACGAACCGGAGAUAGUUUGCCGUUUUAGCUUAAUCGAACGCGGUUUUGAGGGGUCCAGCGACGCAGACGUUUCUGGAAAUUCUUAUCGCCAUGGCAUGAUCUGAAAGUGAAAUAUUUCCUGAAGGGAAUUGAAGGAUGUGGCUUCCCGUGUUUAGCAGAUUUCUUUUUUUAAUAUCAUCUCGUCAGCUUCAUCUGCUCAGUCUUUUAUCGACAUGUAGCUGCAGUUUAUGAGUUAUGUCAAGCUGCAUGCGAGGGGAAAUACGCACUCGUUGGGCAUCGAGGGGGGUGAAACGUUCAACUACUGCCUUCGCUCAUAAUAAGUUAAACGUUGUGUGAGUCUGAGAUGCUCCAGGCUUUAUGGAAACGGGCCUUAUUUUGAUCUUGCAGGUACAACUUGAGCAACCUAAAUGCCUCGAUCCCUCGUUUAGGAUCAAGCUUGCGGUCUUUGCUUUCGCAGCCGAGAUCCUUAACUGUCAAACUGUUAAUGCUCACCCAAUGCAUAGAACUCUUUAUUAUUCACAAAGACCACAGUUGCUAUACAGAAAACAGUGCAGAAAAU